Dicrocoelium dendriticum is the source of this 1633-nucleotide messenger RNA. NCBI's taxonomy places the organism in Eukaryota, Metazoa, Platyhelminthes, Trematoda, Plagiorchiida, Dicrocoeliidae. The record is from the annotation of a GenBank genome assembly.
UUCUCUUUCCUAGACGGGCGAUCUGUUGAACUUUGAGCCCGUCCUCAUUUACAUCGAGUAGUUUGUCAAUCAAUGAUUGCAAAUAUUCGACGUCAUGUGCAUAACGCACCUGAGGAUUAGAAUCACCUGACUCAGGUGCGUAAAAGACCAUGAGGCUACGGCGCCUCAGGUCAUUAGAUAUUGGUCUUGGUUUCUUCGAUGUUUGUACUCUCCAAUCGUUAUCCUCAGUUUGUUUAUUGCAAAUUGGAACUUUACUGUCAGCUGAACAUAUAGUAGGUCUUGAGGGAGAGUCUGAUGGAACUUUAGUACCUUGUUUCCGAGAUGGAUGCGACGAGGUACUAGGCGUUGGCAGCUUCACUGACUGUGGUGAAGCACAAGGCGAGCUGGGCAUUUUAGAGCACUUCGUUGUGCUGACCCGCUUGUUAGACGUGUCCGUUUUAUUCUGCACAAGAUUAGCUUGGCAUUGCUUACAAACGGUCUUCAAAAAUUCGCUCUUAAUGCCCUGAAUUAUACGAAAUUGGUCUACAGUCAGACCAACGCACGAAAUAUGAAGCCUUGCGCUGCAGAGACUGCAUGAAACCGCAUUAGCUCUAUGUCCGACGAUCUUGCAGCAAAUUCCACAAGGAGACUGCUUCGUCAUUUUAAAAAUAACUACGAUCGAUACGAGCAAAUGGGUGUAAUUAAGAGACAAAGAAGUUAUGCUGAAUUAUUACAGAUAGUUACGAAGUAUAACGCUAAAUGACUAGCUAGAAUUAGUUAUGUGAAUUAGAGGACGACACUGUUAUAACAAUAAAAUCAACGAGAUAAAAUUGGCCUAACAGGAUAAGGGCACGCUACCACUCAGAUCAAAAAAUCGCCAGGAGGACAAAAAACGAAAAAAUUACGGCUAAUAUAUAUCUAAAUAUAUCACCGGAUAACGCAGAAUCAAAUAUUAUAUCGAACUAUAUAACUCACGACAGGAUACAACAAUAUAUGACACAAUAAUAAUGAAAAAACUGGCCUGAGAGCGGAGCGAACGUAUUUUCAAACCGAAGGCUGUGGCCUUGACCUUGAUGAUGAUGAUGAUGAUGAUGAUGAUGAUGAUGAUGAUGAUGAUGAUGAUGAUGAUGAUGAUGAUGAUGAUGAUGAUGAUGAUGAUGAUGAUGAUGAUGAUGAUGAUGAUGAUGAUGAUGAUGAUGAUGAUGAUGAUGAUGAUGAUGAUGAUGAUGAUGAUGAUGAUGAUGAUGAUGAUGAUGAUGAUGAUGAUGAUGAUGAUGAUGAUGAUGAUGAUGAUGAUGAUGAUGAUGAUGAUGAUGAUGAUGAUGAUGAUGAUGAUGAUGAUGAUGAUGAUGAUGAUGAUGAUGAUGAUGAUGAUGAUGAUGAUGAUGAUGAUGAUGAUGAUGAUGAUGAUGAUGAUGAUGAUGAUGAUGAUGAUGAUGAUGAUGAUGAUGAUGAUGAUGAUGAUGAUGAUGAUGAUGAUGAUGAUGAUGAUGAUGAUGAUGAUGAUGAUGAUGAUGAUGAUGAUGAUGAUGAUGAUGAUGAUGAUGAUGAUGAUGAUGAUGAUGAUGAUGAUGAUGAUGAUGAUGAUGAUGAUGAUGAUGAUGAUGAUGAUGAUGAUGAUGAUGAUGAUGAUGAUGAUGAUGAUGAUGAAUGA